GGCAACCUCGGUAAACAAGAUGGCGACCUCCGGGAGAGAUCCCCAGUGGCCGAAGCUUUCCUCUCACCAGGGCUACGGGAACAGUUCACGCAAUGGAGUCGGGUCGGUACUGUUGCGCUCAGAAAAAGAUCGCUGGUCUUCUUUUCCCAUGGGGCAGAGACCUAAAGGCAGUUACCUCAAAGGCUCCUCCUACCUGCUCCAGCAGCUCAUUCACCGAUAUCAGGAGUCGGACGCAGACAAAGAGUACCAGGGCGAAGCUGAAGAAGUGGAAUCCUCAGAGUCCUCAGAGUCAGAGAUGCUGAAUUUGGAGGAGGAAUUCGAUGGGGUGCUGCGAGAGGAGGCCGUGGCUGAGGCGCUCUACCAUCUGGGGCGCUCAGGUUCUGGGACUGAACAGGUCUACCUCAAUCUGACUUUAUCGGGUUGUGAUUUAACUGACAUUAGCAUUCUCAAUGGAUAUGUUCACUUACAGAAGUUGGAUCUUUCAUCAAAUAAAAUUGAAGAUUUGUCUUGUGUGAGUUAUAUGCCUUAUCUUCUGGAACUUAAUGCUUCUCAAAAUAAACUGACUACAUUCUUCAAUUUCACGCCACCCAAAAAUCUCAAGAAGGUGGAUUUUUCCUGCAACCAAAUUUCUGAAAUGUGUGAUUUGUCAGCAUACCAGUCUCUCACUAAACUAAUUCUGGACAACAAUCAGAUAGAAGAAAUCAGCGGCUUAGAGCUAUGCAGCAGCCUGACUCACCUCAGUCUGGCCAAAAACAAGAUCACAGCGAUUAAUGGCUUAGGCGUGUUACCGAUCAAAAUCCUCUGCCUGAGCCAUAACCAGAUUGAGAAGAUCACAGGUUUGGACCAACUACAAGCCCUGCAGAUCCUGGAUCUGUCCCACAAUCAGAUCAUUAGCUUCCAAGGCUUAGAGAACCACGACUUCUUGGAAGUGAUCAAUCUGGAGGAUAAUAAGAUUGCUGAGCUGGGCGAAAUUGAAUACAUUGAAAAUCUACCUCUCCUUCGAGUGCUCAAUCUUCUAAGAAAUCCAAUUCAGGAAAAAUCUGAAUAUUGGUUGUUCGUAAUUUUUAUGCUACUACGACUAACAGAAUUAGAUCAGAAGAAGAUUAAAGUGGAAGAAAAGGUGGCAGCAGUGAAUAAAUACAACCCUCCUCCGGAAGUGGUCGCCACCCAGGAUCACCUGACCCACGUUGUCAACAGCCUGAUGCAGCCGCAGAGGAUCUUUGACAGCACCCUUCCGAGUCUGGACGCCCCUUACCCCGUGUUGGUAUUGGCCGGUCCUCAAGCUUGUGGGAAACGAGAACUAGCCCACCGCCUCUGCAGACAGUUUAGCACUUACUUCAGAUAUGGAGCCUGUCACACCACAAGACCCCCUUACUUUGGAGAAGGGGAUCGAGUUGAUUAUCAUUUUAUCUCUCAAGAAGUUUUUAAUGAAAUGGUAAACAUGGGGAAAUUUAUUCUAACGUUUAAUUAUGGUAAUCACAGUUACGGAUUAAAUAGGGACACCAUAGAAGGUAUCGCAAGAGAUGGUCUAGCAAGCUGUAUUCAUAUGGAAAUAGAAGGUGUAAGAAGUUUGAAACAUUCCUAUUUUGAGCCUCGAUAUAUCCUGGUGGUGCCCAUGAACAAGAAAAAGUAUGAGGGACAUUUACGGAGAAAAGGAUUAUUUAGUCGUGUAGAGAUUGAAUUUGCUGUCUCCAGAGUGGACCUUUAUGUUAAAAUUAAUCAAAAAUUUCCAGGAUACUUUGAUGCGGUAAUCAAUGCAGAUGAUCUGGAUGUUGCCUACCAACAGCUGAGUCAGCUCAUUAGAGAAUACCUCGGAUUGUCUGAGGAAACUGUCAGCAGUUUGGCUCCAACUGCAGCAGGAGCCCCCUCUAACAAGAAGACCCCCUCUGGGGUACCAGCACACCUGGUUCCUUCCCCAAGGCGCUUGGCAAAACUGCAAGCAGACGGCCAGAUAACAGAGCAUCUCUCUAGUGUGCAGGCUCAUGCAAAGGUCCCUGAAAAUCAGAACGCCGCCCCCUCCCAGACUCACGAGGCAGCAACCCAUCAAAAAGAGCUUCCUCCCAAUAGUCACGCCAGCACCGAGCUUCCUCCACAGCCCGACUCACCGGGUCUUGGUAUUCCCCAGCAGGCCCAAGACUUAGCCCCAAACCAGAAGGACGGGAACGGUCAACAGUCAGAUCUUUCUUCAAACACAAUAACCGCAAAUCCCUCUGAAAGUGAGGCCCAGACAUCCGAGGGGAAAGCGGGUGAAGUAGGCCAACCUGCCACCACUGCUUCCCCGGGCCCUGCCCAGCGCCCUGACCCACCUGCAGCCCACAGCCCUCAGCUGCACCAGGAUGAGGAAUCGGGUGAGGCCACGGUGACCCUCACUGGCCCUCCACCACCUGAACCGCCACAGGGGCCUGGCCCAACAUCUUUCAGCCCCCAGAGAACCCAGGACGAGGAGACUGAGUCAGCCAAUCUGCCACCCAACGGUUCCCAUCAUGAUCCCCCAGAAGAGCCUCCCCACCCUGAUGGGGCUAAGAUUCUGGGACCACCUCCGGAAGGUGCUCAGCAACCCCUAGAGGAGGGAACCCCCAAAACAGAAGUUGUCCGGGUCAGCACUCCUCGCCCAGGAUUGCCACAUCCCCGGGAUCCAGCAAGUACCCAGCAGACCCAGGACAGGGAAGACCCAGGGGCUGAGCUUCCCAGAGGCCUGCUGGCCCCCACCAGGCUGCCGCAGCCUCGGGUCCUCGCCCCGCUGCAGAGUCGGAGGCCCACACCCAAACUCCUCUCACCCAGCAGGGAAGCGGCUUCAGGGGCCUCAGAUCCAGCUGCCACUCCCUCUCCCAGGCCUGCGCCAGCUCAGGAAGGAGACCCCGGCAAACUUCCUCUCCUCAGCCCUCCCCAUCCCAAACCUCCAGGACAUCCGAGCCCCCACGUGGGCCACAGUCCUCAGCAGGCCCAGGAAGUGAAAUUGCCUCUUCUAGGUCCCGCUGUGCGGGAGCACACCCCGCAGCCCGGCCCCGCGCCGCCCCAGGAAGAGGGGGCUCAGGUGGUCAGGCUCCCUCGCAUUCCCACGCCCUUUGGGGAGCAGCAGUUGCCUCGGAACGCGGGGGCUCGACAUGAGUCAAGGUCGGUGAAGGAGAAGCAAGCGCCCAGAGUAGGCCGCUCCUCCAGCAAGAAGAUUCCAGAUGCGCAGGCCUCGCCCCAAAACCAAGAGCCGGCACAGCAGACGGGAGCUGGGAAAAAAAAACUCCCUUUCCGAAGAGAGACAGCUAAAGGACCAGCACAUCUGAAAAAGACGCGGCCCGGAAGCCACCAGACAGCCCUGCAGCCAGAAUCCCCGAGUGGACCGACCGGCCCAAGGGCGUCCAACCACCCUGGCCCCAGCCCUCCUGGGAGACGCCAGGGGAGCCGGGGAAGCAAGGCCCUUACCCUAGAAAGCCCUGAGCCAGCCCACGGCGGUCCGCUGCCUAAAGAUCCCCAGUCACAGGAAGAGAAGGAAAAAGUCCAUUACUCCAGAAAAAACGUGCCUGCCGACCUCCCACCAGACGACCUGGUUCAGAAGGUAGCCGCGUCCCAAAAAGGACCAUCUUUGAAAGAGAAUUCUGGAGGACUAUCUCAAGAAAACGAAACAACCCUCAGCAGUGAUCACCCAACUCCAGAGGGUCAGCAUCCACGCAGGAGGCCUCUCCCGAGUGAUGGGGCCUCUGCGGAGUCCGCACUGGCCGGUUCUGCUCCCAGGGAGCGUCCGCGGAGAGGAGGGGUUCGUAAAGGCGGGAGGUCUCAGAGGGGAGAGAGCGCCUCGGGUCCUCCAGGGCAGGGUGGUGCGGGCCCCUCCCAGCAGCCUGUCAGAGAGACCAGUCAGACCAGAGAGAGCUCUGUCCAAGGGGACAGCGCUUCCGGGCAGCACACCAAAGAAAAACGCAGCCGAAAACCUGGGGGAGCACCCCAGGACAAGAGCCCUGCCGCACCCCGGGAUCAGGAUCAGGUGUCCGCCGAGGAGCAGGGCAGCCGGAAAGGAAGACUGCGAGCCAGGGGCAGUCAGAGCACCAAGGUUUAAGCCAUUCCUGGAGCCGCCAGCUAUGACAUUCAUGUCCGUGCCCCCUGAAGGAGUGCUGUCCCCGAGUGGAAAGCCGUGGCUGGGUGCCGCGUGAGCCGGUGCUCCGACUCCCCUCUGCAGCCCCGGGUCCGCGCAGGCGGAGGGCCCGCCAGCGCUGUCCAGCCUCCGCCGCUUAGCAGCCCGUCCCUGCACUCCCGUGCCUCUUUCGAGGCUUGCGGUCGCAGCCUGGAGGAGCAGCCCCCAAAAGGGGUACCCCAGCCAGUAAUGCCCUGCUGCCAACCGAUAGAGCCAGCCAUAAAGGUCGGCGUCAGCAAGGGGCCGUGGUGUCCAGACGCCUACGAAUUCCAACACGCGUUCCAACUCUUGCUGAUGCAGUGCCGUAUUGCCAUUAAGUUCUGUUCGUUAGAAAAAUUCGCUGUGAGAAAAGCCUCUCGUGCGUCUUGCAUUACUGAGGGGUCCAGAAGCAAGAACUCUGAGAAGGAAGCCUUUGCCGUUUCUGGGUCUUGGCCUCUCCCACAGAGAUUCCAAACCCACAGUGAAUUUGUGGGAGUCCUCUGGAGGGAAGAGGACAAGUUCUUUACGUGCAGGACACUGUGACCCAACAUUUCACAUGUGCGUUGGCAGAUAUUGCUUUAAACUUACUUUUGUUUGAAACGUAUUUCAAAAUGAAUACUUUCCUUCUUCUGAAUAGGAAACUCAUGUAAAUUAGCUCAUGUCUUCAUUAUGCAGAACUAUUUGGUCAAAUCAGUUAAACAAAUGAAUUAGUGGGGGAAAGUUCAGGCAAAUUCGUUUUUCAUUUACCUAUCCGUACUGUCAGGAUUCUUUUGCUGGCCAGUGACAGGAGUUGACCCCAAGCAAGCUUAACGUGAGUCUCUUAGAAGGGAGUGGAAUCUCACAGAACCGAUCUAUGGGGAUGGCAGAGGUGCCGGGAGAUGGGGGCCAGUUAUUGAACAUAACCUGGACUCUUGUCAUCUCCAGUAUGUUUGUCAUCUCCUGGACUCUCAUUAGUUCUCAUUUCUGUUUCUUUCUCCAUGUCGGUUUCAUUCUCUUUGAUACAAAUGACGGUGUAUCAGCUUCUGAGGGUGUAUCAGCUUCUGCACACAGCAAGGAAGUUGGCCACUAACAUCUUUCAAGUUUUACAUCUCAUUUAACAUCUGGCAGCUCCCACUAGAAAGGGAUUAACUCAAAUGUUCCUUAAUCGUAAGGUUUUUCAAAAAAAAUUGUUCAGGGAAAGUCUCUGGCCUAGCUUGUGUCAGGUGCUCCUUCCUAAAGCAAUCUACUCUGGCUGGGCACAGGGUCACAUUUAGACAUGCCCUCUGGGCCCAUCUAGAGCGUAUGGAGUCUGCAUUCCCAGAAAAGAGAAUACUUAUGAGCAAAGCAUAAGUAUUCAAGUCUUAAAAAGUUACAGUAUAGUUAUUGAAUGUUUAUUAUAAUAAGUAUACAGUGGCAUGCUAAGUUGUGUCUGGUGCUCUGUAUUUUAUUUUUUAUUUUUUUAAUUUAUUUUUUAUGGUUGGCACUCUGUAUUUUAAAAAUGUAAUUGAUGACUAAAUGCCUGUAUAAAUGUGCCUUAUCUUUCACAAAAUGUAUGUGUCCAUGAGAUUGCAUGUAUGUCAAAUGUUAUUUAACGGGCAGUAGAGGAAAUUGAUAUUUUUAAAAUCCAGGAUGCAAGAGUCCUCUUGUAAAACAAAAAGCCUAUGUUAUGCUAGUAAUUACCCUCUGAUUUAUCUGGUUUGUCCAAGAUGAAAGUAAUAAGGUGAAUUUUUAAACAUAUCAUAACAUUUUUAUUAAGUUAUUUUAUUCAACAAGCACUGAUUACUUCCUAUGUGCCAGACACCCUGAGAGCUGCUCCAUACAGUGAAAUGAUGACACUUCAAGGCCUUCAACAGGGGAGACAGGUCAGAGGGUUCAUUAUAACACCAUGUGACUUGGGCGGUGGGAGUCCCCACAGCAUACUAGGCUAAGUUUAGCGUCGAAUAGGCAAGAAUAUUAUUUAUUAACUUUUCCAGACUGUCAUAGGUACCAAGAAAAGACAGUGAAUUCAGCCUGUGAUGUGAAAAUUGGAUCAGGAAACACUUCCAAGAGGAGGUUGUCCUUCAGCUAAGUCUUCAAGGUUGCAAAAUUAGUCAGCAGGUUGAUGGGAGAGAGGGGCGGGUUUCUCAGAAGGGGGAACAGCAUAUGCCCAAGCAUGGAGGCAAAAACCGGCAUAACAUUCUGAGGAUCCACAUGUCGAGAGAGCUCUAGGCAUAUGUAAAUCCAGCUUUCUGUGCCGUGCCAAUGAACUUAGAAACUUGAUCUAACAAUGGGGAGCCAUGGAGUAGUUAAAUUUCUUAGCGACACCUGUUUAGAGACGGCAUAGACGGUAGACUUAAGGAGGGCAACAGGGGAGGGAAGAAGAAUGGCAGGGAAGCCACUGAAGGACCUGAAAUAAGGCAUGCGGCAGAGAUGGGCAGAUUCGGGGAUUAUUUGGAUUGGAUACGGAGGAGGAUGGAUUGUGAAAGAGAGGACUGAGGACAGCCACUUAUUUUUUAUGAGCUGCGUGUGGGGUGUUUCAGAGGCACCAGGACCUCACUUUGGUGGUGAUAUUUAGAAAUUUACUGGCUUCCUCUUUGGGCAACUGUUUCUGAGGCUCUUUAAGGCAUUUUCAUGAGGAUACUAAUGGGAAGUGAGAAGCUAAAUUUCUCUUCAUUUGACCUGGAGGAAGCUCUAAUCACUUUCCCUGGGGUCAACAAUAGUGUAAGAUUUUUUUGUUUGUGUUUGGUGGUACGAGAUUCAGUGCAACUGGACAGCAUUUUGUGGUCCAGGGAAGGGUUUAGAAAAGAUCACCAACUCCUCUCUGGUGAGAGGUUUUUACUGCUGUUAUUGAUUUUCUUGGUGUAAGGGAAAUUUCUGCUUUUUAAUUGUUAGAAUAUAAAUAAAUAUUUUUAAAUUGUCUUUUUCUAGCUACAUUGACAAAGUUCAUAUCACUUUCAUUUGCUCUGUUUCUCAGCAAAGUGAUCUUUAUGGGGAAAAAUUAUGGACUUUAGUCAUUCUAGUAGCUAAUAUAAUCUUCAGCUUUUAAAAGGAAGUGUAGCCCCUAGUAUUCACAUGAACAGAGAAAAUAGUUCCUCUGGGCAUAAGAGCCUUCUUCAAAUAUUUAAAGAGCUAAAUCAAUUAUUUCCAAGCCUCAAAAGGUGAUUGGACCAAGGGCAUGAUUGGCUAAUUCACAAAAGAGGAAAUAAAAAUGGCCAAUAAAUAUGUCAAAAAUUAUUUAACCUCACUAUAAAUUGAAACAGAAUGGACUUUUCUGGGUACUAAAUUGGCAAAGAUGGAAAACAGAUUAAUACCCGUUCUUGGUAAGGCUGAGGAUAAGUAAGUACACUUUCUGUGUCAUCACCAAAAAGCAAAUUGGCACAACUUUUCUGGGGACAGUUUAACAGUAUCUAUCAAAACCCUAAACAUUUUCAUAUCUUUUAUCUAGUAAUUCUAAUCCAGGAAUUAUCAUAAGGAAAUAAUUUAUGUACAAGGAUAUCUUUAUAAUGAAACUUGAAAAUAAUGAAGCCAUCUAAGGGGAUUUUAAAAAUACAUUAUAGGAAAAAAGUUAUGGUACAGCCAUAUGCUAGAUUGCUAUGUUGCCAUUAGAAUCGUGCUGUAGAAGAUUAUGGAGAAGAGGAAAAUGUUUAUUUCAUAUUAAGGAAAAAGCAGGUUACGGAGACAUAUAUGCUUCUAGUUGUUAGCUCUGGUUAUUGGAUUAUGGGUAAUUUUUAUUUUCUCAUUUAUGCUUUUUUAGUAUCUUCGAAAUCAUCCACGAUAAACCCGUGUUUAUUCAGAAAAAAAUUAUAGAGAAUUAAAUUCACACACAUGAGAAGCUGUCAUGUGAAAGCAGCAA
Molecule: messenger RNA, 7910 nt
Organism: Pteropus alecto (black flying fox)
Lineage: Eukaryota; Metazoa; Chordata; Mammalia; Chiroptera; Pteropodidae
Gene: LRGUK
Product: leucine rich repeats and guanylate kinase domain containing
Exons: 16
Coding region: 20-4045 (1341 amino acids)
Cellular component (GO): cytosol
Molecular function (GO): protein binding; GMP kinase activity
Source: RefSeq, a predicted model, not a curated record